Molecule: messenger RNA, 2486 nt
Organism: Hipposideros armiger (great roundleaf bat)
Lineage: Eukaryota; Metazoa; Chordata; Mammalia; Chiroptera; Hipposideridae
Gene: IDH3A
Product: isocitrate dehydrogenase (NAD(+)) 3 catalytic subunit alpha
Exons: 11
Coding region: 80-1180 (366 amino acids)
Biological process (GO): tricarboxylic acid cycle; isocitrate metabolic process
Cellular component (GO): mitochondrion
Molecular function (GO): isocitrate dehydrogenase (NAD+) activity; NAD binding; magnesium ion binding
Source: RefSeq, a predicted model, not a curated record
GCCUCUAGGGGCGUGGCCCGGCGUGGGCUGCACGGCUGCGCACUAAGGCCGCGCUGUCGCCGCGGUGAGAGGAGACGCGAUGGCAGGGCCCGCGUGGAUGUCCAAGGUCUCUCGGCUGCUGGGGGCGUUCCACAACCCAAAACAGGUGACCAGAGGUUUUGCUGGUGGUGUUCAGACAGUAACUUUAAUUCCCGGAGAUGGUAUUGGCCCAGAAAUUUCAGCUGCAGUUAUGAAGAUUUUUGAUGCUGCUAAAGUGCCCGUUCAGUGGGAGGAGCGGAAUGUCACUGCCAUUCAAGGACCGGGAGGCAAGUGGAUGAUUCCUCCAGAAGCCAAAGAGUCCAUGGACAAGAACAAGAUGGGCCUGAAAGGCCCUUUAAAGACCCCAAUAGCAGCUGGCCACCCAUCCAUGAAUUUGCUGCUGCGUAAAACAUUCGACCUUUAUGCAAAUGUCCGACCAUGUGUCUCAAUCGAAGGCUAUAAAACCCCUUACAACGACGUAAAUAUUGUCACCAUUCGUGAGAACACGGAAGGGGAGUACAGUGGAAUCGAGCACGUGAUCGUGGACGGAGUUGUGCAGAGCAUCAAGCUCAUCACCGAGGAGGCGAGCAGGCGCAUUGCGGAGUUUGCCUUCGAGUACGCGCGCAACAACCACCGGAGCAACGUCACCGCCGUGCACAAGGCCAAUAUCAUGCGGAUGUCAGAUGGGCUUUUUCUGCAAAAAUGCAGGGAAGUUGCAGAAAACUGUAAAGAUAUCAAAUUUAAUGAGAUGUACCUUGAUACAGUGUGUUUGAAUAUGGUCCAAGACCCGUCCCAGUUCGAUGUCCUUGUUAUGCCAAACUUGUAUGGAGACAUCCUGAGCGACCUGUGUGCUGGAUUGAUUGGAGGUCUCGGUGUGACACCAAGCGGGAACAUUGGCGCCAAUGGGGUCGCAAUCUUUGAGUCGGUUCACGGUACCGCCCCGGACAUCGCGGGCAAGGACAUGGCCAACCCCACGGCCCUGCUGCUCAGCGCCGUGAUGAUGCUGCGCCACAUGGGGCUGCUGGAGCACGCCGCAAAGAUUGAGGCCGCCUGCUUCGCCACCAUCAAGGACGGGAAGAGCUUAACAAAAGAUUUGGGAGGCAACGCAAAAUGCUCAGACUUCACAGAAGACAUCUGUCGCCGAGUGAAAGAUUUAGAUUAGUGUUUCUGCAGAUGGUAUUCGAUCAGUCACUCCUAACGGACACCGCGUAAGCCUGUGUUAAGACAUGUCCCAUUGUGUGUGCGCUUGGUUUCCUGUUGUUAGAUCUGGCUUUUCUUAACAAAAUCUGCAAAACGAUGCAGGUGACGUCCUUGGGCCUGCUUUAAAGGACUUUUUCCAAGUGCUUCUUUUAUUUAUUAAAUGUCUAUUUGGUAUACAUUUUUUGUAAACUCUAAGCAGACUGUAUCAUUGCCAUUACCAACCAUUUUACACUUCAGUUAAAACAGCUUUUCCUCAGCUGUAAAUAUGAUAUAGAAUUAAUAAGAGAAAACAUCUAACUUUUUAAAGAAAAGGUUUUCCUUGGUUUACGAAAAAUAUAAUAGAAAUAAAAAACAGAAUAUUGACUUACUAGCACAAGAGGACAUUCUUAUCAAGUGAACGGGCACAAAGACAUUUUCUAGGAAAGGUCACAUCAAAAACAGUUAAUAUGGUAUAUUUCUUUAGUUAUAUGGAAAAACUGAGACAGAUUUGUCCAUUAUAUGAAUUACUGAGUAUGAAUAAAGACUUUGGAUCCAAGAAAUAUAUGAGAGAGAUAAUUUUUGUUAAUAAGACAUAGGUAAUAUAUUGGCUACAAAGACACAAAUGCAUUGUUUGAUUAUUUUGUUACCUUGCGAUUUACUUUUCUUGGCGAGAGAGCUUUCAGCAAAGUGGAGGGUGGUAUUUCCUUUUCACUGGACACACGUUAAGCAUCAGACGUAAUAGCCUUUGAGCCCCUGGACUGACUGAGUCGUACGUGGGAGCUGACCACUCCUGCAGCACGUGUGUCACACUCCAGCUGAUACUGCUACAAGGUCUAACCUCAUGGCUAUUAACUGUAGGUUUCAGUGGCUGCCCCUUUCUCUCCCCUCAGCACCAGGGCUAGGAGAGCAGGUUGCAGAGACCCAGCAGAUUCAGCCCUGGGGCUUGGGCUCAGCUUUCAACUUUCAGCCACCUCCCUGCCCCCAGCAUGAUUUCCUUCAGACACCAAGUCACUAUUUUCACGAACACUUACCCUUUGGCCCCAAACCGAAGGCAACUCAUGUCCUCCUUUGCCCCUUGUGUAACGUCGCAAACCUGUGGCUUUGCAUAACGUACCCAGGUCAUGGGUAUUUCCUAACAACCAGUGUCCCUGUCUGGGUGCUUUUUAAGGCUUGUAACCGGACUUACAACCUUAUAUGUAUUUUCCUCUGUUUCAGCUGCUGCUUCCUCUGUUUUAUCGGAUUGUGCUAACUGUUCUUGGGUUCACACUAAUAAAGAUUUCCCAAACUGA